AUGAGUGCCGAAGCCGACCGAUGUGCAGGCAGGCUCUUUGACAACCAGCACGGCGUGAUCGGGGAAGUCGAGGGAGGAAGCGGCCAGAUUCAACGGUACGCCGACGGGAAGCCCACAAGAUUCAACUUCAAGAAAAGCUUCUCUCGGGCACCCAACCUGCAGAUCACCCCCAUACUCACCGACCGCCAAGGAGCUUUCCACAGCUUCUAUCUCUACCUGCUCCAUCCCUCGGGCGGCCCGCCAGUAGACAAGGACGGCUUCUACCUCGGAAUCUUUAGCGACACCGGCAACAAGGUGGACUUUCAGUAUUUCGCAAACAGCAUCUUCGAGGCGUAA
Metarhizium album ARSEF 1941 is the source of this 336-nucleotide messenger RNA. RefSeq lists its product as uncharacterized. The transcript has 2 exons. The record is from RefSeq and is a predicted model, not a curated record. NCBI's taxonomy places the organism in Eukaryota, Fungi, Ascomycota, Sordariomycetes, Hypocreales, Clavicipitaceae. The coding region runs from base 1 to 336 and encodes 111 amino acids.